Pezoporus flaviventris is the source of this 1159-nucleotide messenger RNA. It is a transcript of the gene TMOD1, whose product is annotated as tropomodulin 1. The record is from RefSeq and is a predicted model, not a curated record. The transcript has 9 exons. Gene Ontology annotation, cellular component: striated muscle thin filament; myofibril. Gene Ontology annotation, biological process: pointed-end actin filament capping; myofibril assembly; muscle contraction. The coding region runs from base 1 to 1080 and encodes 359 amino acids. Gene Ontology annotation, molecular function: tropomyosin binding. NCBI's taxonomy places the organism in Eukaryota, Metazoa, Chordata, Aves, Psittaciformes, Psittacidae.
AUGUCUUACAGAAAGGAGCUAGAAAAAUACCGAGACCUGGAUGAAGACAAGAUCCUUGGAGCUCUGACAGAGGAGGAGCUCAGGAAGUUAGAGGAUGAACUGGAAGAGCUGGAUCCUGAUAACGCACUGCUGCCAGCAGGGCUCAGGCAGCGGGAUCAGACACAAAAACCGCCAACUGGCCCAUUCAAAAGGGAGGAACUCAUGGCCCACCUAGAAAAGCAAGCAAAGGAUGUUAAAGACAGAGAAGACUUGGUUCCUUUCACGGGUGAAAAGAGAGGAAAAGCUUGGAUCCCCAAGCAGAAGCCGAUGGAUCCUGUUUUGGAAAGUGUGACCCUGGAGCCGGAACUGGAGGAAGCCCUUGCUAAUGCCUCUGAUGCAGAGCUCUGUGACAUUGCUGCCAUCCUUGGUAUGCACACCUUGAUGAGUAAUCAACAGUACUAUGAGGCACUGGGGAGCACCACCAUCGUGAACAAAGAGGGGCUCAACAGUGUGAUUAAGCCCACACAGUACAAACCAGUUCCUGAUGAGGAACCAAACUCAACAGAUGUAGAAGAAACUCUGAAACUAAUACAAAGCAAUGAUCCUGACCUUGAGGAAGUCAACCUUAACAAUAUUAUGAAUAUUCCCAUACCAACUCUAAAAGCUUUUGCGGAAGCUCUGAAAAAUAACACCUAUGUGAAGAAGUUCAGUAUAGUUGGGACACGGAGCAAUGAUCCUGUUGCUUUCGCACUGGCAGAAAUGCUGAAAGUCAACAACACGCUGAAGAGCCUGAAUGUGGAAUCCAACUUCAUUUCUGGGUCCGGGAUCCUGGCUGUUGUGGAAGCACUCCAGGGCAACACCUCUCUAGUAGAGCUGCGCAUUGACAACCAGAGCCAGCCCUUGGGCAACAAAGUAGAAAUGGAGAUUGCGAGCAUGUUGGAAAAGAACACCUCCCUGCUGAAGUUUGGGUACCAUUUCACUCAGCAAGGUCCCCGGCUCCGCGCCUCCAAUGCCAUGAUGAAUAACAAUGACCUAGUGAGGAAGAGAAGACUUGCAGAGUUGAAUGGGCCUAUUUUUCCCAAGUGCAGAACUGGAGUGUAAUUCCUGGCUGUGGAGGUCAUUCCCGGUGAUCUGUUCUACACUGUGGAAAUCUAAAGGCAAUAAGUGCCUUGACAGAGUA